AUGUACAGCUUACCGAGUGUGUCUGUCCGCUCAACUCCGGCCCUUAUGACUUCAGUUGACAGUUGCAACCGCUCUCCGCAGUGUCGACGGCCUUCCCUGACGCCACGCCACACAUGUAACGCGGUGUUUGCUGGAACGCAGGCACACGGUGAGCGAAAAGACAGACGCUUGAUGGUGCUUGCCCCACCAAAGGAAUCAGAUGGGCCGCGUUGUAUCCGGCUUGCGCCAAAUGGAACGUUAGGAUCUGUUCAUUUUGAAUCUACGAAUGCUACCGGGAACCGGGACACUGCAGCAGGCGAGGAAGGUUUGGAUGAAAGCGGAGCGUACUCCCAAAGUUCGGAUGUGCCACCGCUCGAAGAGCAACUUUGUUUGGAGGACCUGCAGCGGCUCAUGCUGGUCUUCUCUUCCACUCCCAGUUUACCCCCCGUCAAUGACGAUGCUUCUUUUGAGAGGAUGACUGAUUUUCGUCGCUGCGGCGCUGCUCUUCCCAGUCAGGCCAAUUCUAGUUGCACGAACACGGAAACAAACGUAAAAGAGGAUCAAUCACAGGGUGAGCAAGCGGCAUCUGUAGAGGAGAACGUGGGAAAGGCAGGGUCACUUGUGCCCAAGCGCUCUUUUAUCGUAGAAAGAAGAAACAAACCUCGCGGUGCCUUGACGGUUAACUCGCGCAGUGGGCUAAAGUUCGUGUUUGAGAAUAAAGAAGAGCUGCAGCGAGUCCUUACACAGGCUUGGGACUGCAACCAAAACUUUGACAGAACAUACUCCCGCGCUCUCAGUGAGGACGAGUUUUCUCAGGCGGUCAGGCGCUUAGUGCCCGCUGCGGGGGAUGACGAGAUUAUGGACCUGAUGAAGAGGGUAGACUACGAGGCGAAGGGAACUAUCAGUUGGGAUGAUUUUGCUACUUUUCUGGUUUCUCAAGGGAGACACCACUCCAACCUUUCCCAGGGGACAUUUGGUGAGUUUAGCAACGUGCCUGAUCCGGAAUCUUGUUUCCCGUCUCAGCAGCACGUGAAUGGUACGUGCAUGGAGGCAGAUGGGCAGCGUAAUAUCUUACUUACAGGUGGAUCGGAGGGGACCGUGCGCGCAUGGAACCUUAAUACACUCGCUAGCUGUGGUGUUGUCUUCAGUGGGGACUGUUGGGUUGUCGGCGUUCAUUGGGCAAAUCAUAUUCAGGGCAUUAUAAUUGUAACGAUGGAUCGGCGGGUGAUGAUUCUGGACUCCAAAACCCUGGAGGUCCGGCGCCUGUUUCGUGGUCGCCCGGUUGUAGACACAUUCGAGGGUUAUAUGUAUGCACACGACAGUGUGGAGACGGUCCGAGUUGGGGCAUCGGUGGGGUCAAAGUCGGGGAAGUUAGGUAACCGCAACGGUGGCCUACCUGGGCGUCCAUCGCAGAGGAAGAAAGAUGUUGAUGGCAGCGGGAAGCCAAAACCAGCGCCAGGGACAGGCAACAUGUUUGGGGGUACCGCUAAAGGUUCUUGUGUGCAGUGCCACGUCGAGGAGUGCACCUUUGCUGGUUUAGUGGAUGCUGUGACUUGUUCUCUUUACCACCGCACGGCGUCAAACGAGGAUAUGCUGCUUUUGGCCACGGCAGGAGGGGAGGUGCGAUUCUACUCAAUUCCACGGACAACAAAGCGGGUUGUCACACCUCAUGUUGUCCUCUUGUUACACGAGAAGCGGAUUAACAAGAUGAGCAUCUUUUACAACUCCAAUGCAUUACUAACUGCUUCCGAUGAUGGUUAUGUCAAAAUGACUUCAUUUGACACGGGCGGGAUGCUGCGGACGUUUCCCACCUCUGGCCCGUCACCACACGCGGCGGUACACGACUUCGACAUCAAUCCAAAUCUGAGAAUGCUUGUUACAGUGGGACCAGAACGCCACGGCAUUGUCUGGGAUCUCUCCCUCGACGUACCGAUGGCCACACUUGAUUCCCACAACGGCCCAUGUCGAUGCUGUGCGAUGCAACUUGAUCAGAGACAAAUUGUGACGGUUGGGGCUGAUGGGGUCAUAUUUAUUUUUGAAGCACAAGGUUUUCGCCUAAUACAAAUCAUUGGAGUUGACCGCCUUCAUCCCCAGCGUGUAGUCUCCGACCCACUGAGAAAGCGUAUCAUAUGCCUUGCUGCGUUUCCCUAUUCUCACGGUCGGAACCGAAACAUGGCUUUGGCUUACUCCUCUAAAUAUAAGGGUCACAUGGCUCCAAUGGUGGGAGUUAUGUAUAGUGCCAUCCAUGAUUUGAUAAUUACCGUCGACUCAGAGGGUUUGGUCAUGACUUGGAAGCGAGCUACUGGUGGCUCCUCAUUCACCUUUCAGAUCAAAGAGUUCUCGGACUCUGCUGUUAUGAAUGCGGCCAGGCUCACAUGUUUUGCCCUCGACAAACUUGAGCGUCGGCUUCUAACGGGGUUUAAUAAUGGGGCCGCAGCAGUAUGGAAUUUAAUGAACGGGCAGACAACAAACGUUAUCACGGCUGCUGCGGAGGGCACCCAGCCUAGCACCGUUGCUCCUGGCGUGACUGCGCUUGGUACACUUAUGCGUGAAGGUCUUACCUUUUUUAUCUUUGCUGCGGGAGGGUGUCUUUAUUCUACAAGGGAGUCCAGCACAUUUACUAUUGCAAGCGCGUCGAAAUGGGAGGUUCCAGCGCAUUUCGGAGAAGUUCUUCAUAUAAUGGCCGUAUCGCCGCACUGCAUUGUUUGCGGUACCUCUUACGGUGCGCUGUUUUUCUAUCGCGUUUUGGCUGAGCGGCAGGAAGGCUCUGUUUUGUGGGUGAUGGAAACUGUCGACAUGUUGGCACGCUCGACUUGUAAUGUUUCUGAAGCACGGCGUGGCGAACAACCUAGCACCGCCACCACUUCGCGCAUCGUUAAGAUAUUUCCUCUGCGUACUGUCGGUGAACAUAUCCUAAUGUCUGUUCACGCAGACGGCACUGUAGCUCUGUGGCACACACUGCGGCGUACAAUGAUGGGGGUUGUAAGCUUGCGAUCUGCUUUUCCCGUAAAGGGCCUUGAAGUGGGUCUGACGCACGCAGCAGCGGACACCGGUGGACAGUACUUCGUGUUUUCAGAUGAGCAGGGUAACAUUCAUGUGUGCAGUAUUCUGCUGCGCGAGACACGCGACGAUGCCUCCAUGUUUGAGACGUGUGUCACUUUGGUGCACGAUGAUGAUAAGAAACCUACUGUCAGUUGGCCGGGAUCCCCUUUUUGUACUGACGGAGUUCCACCUGUUUUCGGGCCAAUGGACGGCGUAACAUGUGGGGGGGAUGAUGCUGCGAACUCCUCUGGGGAGGUAAAGCAGCAAACUGGGUCUUUGCGACCAAGAUCACUGGACACAGAGAAGACCCUCUAUACGUUUAGCCGAUUCCGCCGUGAAUACGUGUUUCAUUGUGGGUUUAAUGCGGUGACUGGUCUUGCCCUGGUGGAUGACCCCAAGGAGAUCACUGUGCGGACAUAUGGGCAGGAACCAGAGGAGGCUGCAGGGCAGGACGUUGGAGAGGAGGAUUGUUCUGAUAUCGGUGGGUUGCAUCUUGGAGCCUCAACCAGCUCUCUUUGUGACGUUGACAGCACGCAGAAUUUGCUUUUACCCUCUGUAGAUCUCUCGUCCACAAUGAUGAUCACAGUGUCUUCCGGAGUAGAUAACCUCACCAGGGUGUUCAUGUUAGAUGGUUUAAUAGUUGGUGAGUGUGGGAUGAACACGUGGGUCGCGGGGAAGGAGUCAACGUACCAGUUUCUUAGUGUCAAACCGUCUAGGAGGCUACCUCCUCACUCCUGCAGUGCCGAUCCUAUAAAUUUUCUGGCAGAAGCCUUGUCGUCGGAUAAGGCUGGCGCCUCAAAGCAGAUGCGCAGCAACUGGAAUUCAAGGGGAGGCGUUCCCCGGUCCGACUGCCAAACUGGACAAGACAAUGCUGCAUCGGUUAUAUGUGAGGCUGGGUUGCCUACCUUUCAGAAUAUUGGUGUAGCAUUGGUAGAUAGUGCUGGUGGUGAGCGCACCCCGAUGGUCCAAUUAAGCAGUGAUCCUGUCGAACGGGAGCCAUCGGUAAAACCGCAGCAACAAAGCUGUCAGAUACAGGGAGAAGAACCAGGCUCUGAUAAAGUGCAGGGGGCUGCAUCACCAAGGGCGCUUUCCACUUUUAUGAGGCCGCAACGAUCCCGUGAAGCGAUGCUCAAGGGUCUGGUGAAACCCAAAUUUAUUAAUGCCUUACGCGGAAUACCAGUGGAGGAAGGAGGGGAGGAGUUGGCGUCCUUCAUUAUUAGCCCGGUGUCAAGAAGCGGUGGGAAGAAGCAGCACCGAGCUGACCAGGCGAGUGAGCACUCACACACCCUUUAUUCAAGAAAUGGAAGCGCCAUUAACCAAACGCCUGCUUCAGUGCGCCACGCAACAGAGUUAAGUGUCUCAGAAGUGCAGCAAAGCGGGGCGCAGGAUGGUCGGCCAGUGCCUUCGCAACCCGCCCUUGCGGCUGGGCUCCCCACUCCGCACCAGGCAAGCCGCCAGCUGAGAACUCACUCGUGGGCAGUCCAGGGACGAAGGUGUCCUACAACUUCGCACGACGUAGACACGACACCUGCACUCACUAAGACACACGCGGGACCCCACCAAUCGUCUGGUGGUGGAGUUAAUAACGUCUCGUUGGAGGGGGACACAUCACCCCGUGGGGCUCUGCACGAGCAUAUCGAUUCGCGGCGUCGGCAUUUGCUUUCGCUUGGGUGUAAGGACCCUGUGGUCCUUGCAGUGCCUUGUACUACAAACACCAACACCAAGGGGGAAUCUACAGCGGUGAGUGGAUCUGAUCGUAAACGUAACACGGCUUCUGGUUCAACUGCUCUGUUACGUCGAAUACAGGGUAACUCUAUUUUAGAGGCGAGGUCUCGUGUUGCGCAGAUAACUUCCAGGCUAUUGAUGGCGCCCGUUGAAGAAAUUGUGCCACCAAAGGGAACACGCGUUAAGGAGCAGACAACCGCAUGGAAGAAUGUGGUUAAGAACGCAACCAGCGCCUCACAACAAUAA
This is a messenger RNA of Trypanosoma brucei brucei TREU927, 4992 nucleotides long. RefSeq lists its product as hypothetical. Bases 1 to 4992 code for a protein of 1663 amino acids. The transcript has a single exon. NCBI's taxonomy places the organism in Eukaryota, Euglenozoa, Kinetoplastea, Trypanosomatida, Trypanosomatidae. Gene Ontology annotation, molecular function: calcium ion binding; protein binding. The record is from RefSeq and is a predicted model, not a curated record.